AUGAAUGUUGGGCAAUUAAAAAUGAAGACCAUCGAGUUCAGGAUUCCCAUGCCCAUGUCAGUAGAGGACUAUUGUCGUUGCCAAAUUUAUGCUGUUAUUAAAGGAAGCAAAAAUGAAGUAGAUAAAGGCAGUGGUCUUCAUAUUGUCAAAAAUGAGCCAUUUUUCGAUGGAAACUCGGAGGGCCGGCUGACCCAGAAGGAUUUAUAUCUGGCAAAGGUGUUACCUGGUUGGUUGCAGUCCAUGAUGGACCCAAAAUUUACUAUUUUGACAGAAAUGUCUUACAAUUGCUAUCCCCUUACCAAAACAAAUUAUUCCAAUCUGGCUCUAUCGAGCUUGGUCUUUUCCAUCGAGUCAAACCAUUUACCCGGGGUGGUAAAUGAUGAUAAUCCAUUGAAUCUACCCGAAGAAAUACUCAAUUCCAGGAAGGUCGUGAACAUCGAUAUCGCAGUAGACGGAAAGAUCCCUGACGAUGAAAACAUAACUACAAUCCGUUUAAAAACGAGUGAUCUCCUCCCGAUUCCAAAGGAUUGGCUCAGAAGAUUCACUGAAGGCGAAGAACUCCCCUUCAAAGUGAUGACAUGCGUCAAGCUUGUGACUGUUAGUGUCCCAUAUUUUGGAUUGUUAGGUUCGAAGGUCGAGAAUUUUAUUAUGAAUACUCUAAAGGAUCAAUUUAUAAUUUAUCAUCGAAGGGUGGUGAUCUGGCUCGAUGAAUGGAAGGAUUUAACUAUGGAAGAGCUUAGAAAUAUGGAGUAUGAAAUUUUCGACAAGAUUAAUGAACAAUUCAAUAAAACAUAUGGGAAACACUUUGCCAAGGAUACAACCACGUUGGAUACCAUAGAUGAUACGAUAUCAGAAGCGGAUGAUGAUAACACUGAUAACAAAUUGAACCAAAAAAAGUCCCAGGAUUCCCUUUUCCCCGACUCAAAAUCAACCGGGACUUACACAGGCUAUUUGUUCAAGUUAGGUGGCACAUUUUUUAAUGCCUCCUGGAACAUGCGAUACAUAGUACUAUGUAAAAAUAUGUUAUAUUAUUAUGACGGGAAGGAUGACAAUAAGCCAAAGGACACUCUAAAUUUGACAGGAUCUAAGAUCCAGUGGCUAGGAGAAUACUAUGGGAGGAGCUUUGCCUUUGCCAUAUAUCCUAUUGUUCACAGCCCAAUAUAUCUAAGCGCUGAUACCGAGGAGAGUGCAAAAAAGUGGAUUUUGAUACUACAAUUAAGGUCUGAGGAAAAAGUGGAGGUGGAAGAAGUAACGCCAGUGGAACGAAAAAUGGUCACAUUGCCUGAAAUUGGGGAAAAUAAGGAUUAUUCCACUUUUACAAUGAAUGAAAAGGGCAUGACUUUAUUGUCCCCUUUCCACAGGGCGGUUAUUAGACUCAUCAAUGUGGAGAAAGUUAAACCGUCAUUUCAGGGUAUUGUGUCGUCUGGGUUAAAUUGGUAUGAUCAUUUAUUAUGGUUCCUAUUUAUAAACUUUGUUAAAUAUAUCCCCCUUGUAUCUAAGUACUUCCAGUAUCGAUACUCUGUUAUUCUACUUAUUUGGCCCAGGUUGUUUCUCUACUACCUAAUAAUAACUUCUUUGUGCAAUUUAUCGCAUCUGUGUAGGAAAUUUGUCAAAGGCAUUUUACCCCCUUUCAACAACACACCCAAUUUCAACAUCUUCACGGCAGCUAAUGAUUAUAGCAUUUCUAUGGGGAACACUAGCGAAACGUUUGAGACGCUGGAGAAGGUUUUCAUGGACAAAACUUUUAAUCACAUUUCAAGGGUUAAUUUGGUUAAAUUGUUGCUUAAAGAUAAAUUAUACAGUAUAAUACGAAAAUAUGCACCACUUCCACUUGCUUUCAAAACAAUAUCCCAUGCAAUUAAGUUGGAUUCAAGGACUUUGAUUGUAACUACUCAAAUGGAUACUGGCGAUUUCAAAUCAUUUACCAAGGAGGAUGUAGAAGAAUUCUUUUGUUUGAGCAAAUCAUCCCAAAUUGAUGUGAGUGAAUUGGAAUUCAGCGCCAAGAGGUUGGAUUUUGACGAGCUAAUUAGAAACGCCAAAAGUGCUGCAAUUGACACUUCAGUGUUUUUAACGGAAAAUAUUUCAUCUGGAUAUGAAUUGAUACUAAUCCGUGCUACAAAAAAUGGCUGUAGAAUCGCUUUAUAUUCGGAUUUCCAACCUACUAGUUUCCCUGAGUCGAUAUUUUCCAAGCAAUUCUUAGCUCACCGUGUGACUCCAAGUUCACAGUUUGUCUGA
Molecule: messenger RNA, 2235 nt
Organism: Babesia microti strain RI
Lineage: Eukaryota; Apicomplexa; Aconoidasida; Piroplasmida; Babesiidae
Product: Phosphatidylinositol transfer protein
Exons: 6
Coding region: 1-2235 (744 amino acids)
Biological process (GO): phospholipid transport
Source: RefSeq, a predicted model, not a curated record